AUGGUACCACUCUACGUGCCUGUAAUCUUGGGCUACGGCUCGGUGAAAUGGUGGCACAUGUUCAAUCCUGAGCAAUGCAAUGCAAUUAAUCGAAUGAAUUGUUACUUCAUUAUUCCUCUUUUUAUUUUCGAGUUCACCACCCACAUAAACCCUUUCAAGAUGAAUUAUCUCUUCGUUGCAGGGGAUGUCAUUGCCAAGUGUUGUAUCGGUUUAGUACUCGGGGGCUGGACUUAUUUUUACCGUGGAAGUUAUGAAUGGUGCAUAACUGGCUUCUCCGUGUCGGCGUUAAACAAUAGUUUUAUCGUGGGAGUACCUAUUCUGAAGGCCAUGUAUGGUUCUUUAGGGGAGGAGAUUGUGAUUCAGUCGACGGUUUUGCAGUUGAUUAUUUGGGUUAUGAUUUUAUUGUUCAUGCUCGAAGUUAGACGUGCAAGGCAAAGUUUUGAGUCCGUGUCGGCGGUUGAAAUGUCCGGAAAGGAUUUGGAAGAAAAUAGUAGUGGUGUUCGAGAAAUUGAUUUUAGGGUGGCGAGGCCAUCAGUAUGGAUAGUGAUGAAAAUUGUGCUGGGAAAACUGGCUAAGAAUCCCAAUUGUCAUGCUUGUGCUGCUGGACUCAUUUGGGCACUGGUAGCUAACAGAUAUAGUAAAAAUUUGAGGCUUAUGUUCAGGUGGCACUUUAAGUUGCCGAGCAUCGUGGAGGGAUCGAUUACGAUUAUGUCAAAUGCUGGCAGAGGCACUUCCAUGUUCUGCAUGGGUUUGUUCAUGGCUUUAAAUGAGAAGAUAUUUGCUUGUGGUGCCAGGCCGACUUUACUGACCACGAUAGCGAGGUUUGUUGUCGGACCACUUUCGGUGGGUUUAGGUUGUUUAGCUCUGGGAUUACGUGGUCAGGUGUUGCGGAUCGCUACAGUUCAGGCUGCGCUUCCCCCAGCUGUGCUCUCCUUCAUAUAUGCAAAAGAAUAUGGAUUGCAUGCAGAUGUCACUAGCACCGCGUAA
This is a messenger RNA of Daucus carota subsp. sativus, 987 nucleotides long. Its product is annotated as auxin efflux carrier component 5. Lineage: Eukaryota; Viridiplantae; Streptophyta; Magnoliopsida; Apiales; Apiaceae. Gene Ontology annotation, biological process: transmembrane transport. The record is from RefSeq and is a predicted model, not a curated record. The coding region runs from base 1 to 987 and encodes 328 amino acids. The transcript has 4 exons. Gene Ontology annotation, cellular component: membrane.